AUGUGGAAGAGAUCUGAGCAGAUGAAAAUACAAUCGGGAAAAUGCAACAUGGCAGCAGCAAUGGAAACAGAACAGCUGGGUGUUGAGAUCUUUGAAACUGCAGAGUGUGAGGAGAAUAUUGAAUCGGGGGAUCAGCCUAAAUUGGAGCCGUUUUAUGUGGAGCGGUAUUCCUGGAGUCAGCUUAAAAAGCUGCUGGCUGAUACCAGAAAAUAUCAUGGCUACAUGAUGGCUAAGGCACCACAUGAUUUUAUGUUUGUAAAGAGGAAUGAUCCAGAUGGGCCUCAUUCAGACAGGAUCUAUUACCUUGCUAUGUCUGGUGAGAACAGAGAAAAUACACUGUUUUAUUCUGAAAUUCCCAAAAACAUCAACAAAGCUGCAAUCUUAAUGCUCUCUUGGAAGCCUCUUUUGGAUCUUUUUCAGGCAACACUGGACUAUGGAAUGUAUUCUCGAGAAGAAGAACUAUUAAGAGAAAGAAAACGCAUUGGAACAGUUGGAAUUGCUUCUUAUGAUUAUCACCAAGGAAGUGGAACAUUUCUCUUUCAAGCCGGUAGUGGAAUAUAUCACGUAAAAGAUGGAGGGCCACAAGGAUUUACUCAACAACCCUUACGGCCUAAUUUAGUGGAGACUAGUUGUCCCAACAUUAGGAUGGAUCCAAAAUUAUGCCCAGCUGAUCCAGACUGGAUUGCAUUUAUACAUAGCAAUGAUAUUUGGAUAUCCAACAUUGUAACCAGAGAAGAAAGGAGGCUAACCUUUGUGCACAAUGAGCUAGCCAACAUGGAAGAGGAUCCCAGAUCAGCUGGAGUCGCUACCUUUGUUCUUCAAGAAGAAUUUGAUAGAUAUUCUGGCUAUUGGUGGUGUCCAGAAGCUGAAACAACUCCCAGUGGCAGCAAAAUUCUUAGAAUUUUGUAUGAAGAAAAUGAUGAAUCUGAGGUGGAAAUUAUUCAUGUUACAUCCCCUAUGUUGGAAACAAGAAGGGCAGAUUCAUUUCGUUAUCCUAAAACAGGCACAGCAAAUCCAAAAGUCACUUUUAAGAUGUCAGAAAUAAUGAUUGAUACUGAAGGAAGGAUUAUAGAUGUCAUAGAUAAGGAACUAAUUCAGCCUUUUGAGAUUCUGUUUGAAGGAGUUGAAUAUAUUGCCAGAGCUGGAUGGACUCCAGAGGGAAAAUAUGCUUGGUCCAUCCUGCUAGAUCGCUCCCAGACUCGCCUACAGAUAGUGUUGAUCUCGCCUGAAUUAUUUAUCCCAGUUGAAGAUGACGCCAUGGAAAGGCAGAGACUCAUUGAGUCAGUGCCUGACUCUGUGACGCCACUGAUUAUCUACGAAGAAACAACAGACAUCUGGAUAAAUAUCCAUGACAUCUUUCAUGUUUUUCCCCAAAGUCAUGAAGAUGAAAUUGAAUUUAUUUUUGCCUCUGAAUGCAAAACAGGUUUUCGUCAUUUAUAUAAAAUUACAUCCAUUUUAAAGGAGAGCAAAUAUAAACGAUCCAGUGGUGGGCUACCUGCCCCAAGUGAUUUCAAGUGUCCUAUCAAAGAGGAAAUAGCAAUUACCAGUGGUGAAUGGGAAGUUCUUGGCCGGCAUGGAUCUAAUAUCCAGGUUGAUGAAGUUAGAAAGCUGGUCUAUUUUGAAGGCACCAAAGAUUCUCCUUUAGAACAUCACCUGUACGUGGUCAGUUAUGUAAAUCCUGGAGAAGUUACAAGGCUGACCGACCGUGGCUAUUCCCACUCUUGCUGCAUCAGCCGGAAUUGUGACUUCUUUAUAAGUAAGUACAGUAACCAGAAGAAUCCACACUCUGUGUCCCUUUACAAGCUGUCAAGUCCUGAAGAUGACCCAACUUGCAAAACAAAGGAAUUUUGGGCCACCAUUUUGGAUUCAGCAGGUCCUCUUCCUGACUAUACCCCUCCAGAAAUUUUCUCUUUUGAAAGUACUACUGGAUUUACAUUGUAUGGAAUGCUUUACAAACCUCAUGAUUUACAACCUGGAAAGAAAUACCCCACUGUGCUGUUUAUAUAUGGUGGUCCUCAGGUGCAGUUGGUGAAUAAUCGGUUUAAAGGAGUCAAGUAUUUCCGUCUGAAUACUCUAGCCUCCCUGGGUUAUGUGGUUGUUGUGAUAGACAACAGGGGAUCCUGUCACCGAGGGCUUAAAUUUGAAGGCGCCUUUAAAUAUAAAAUGGGACAAAUAGAAAUUGAUGACCAGGUGGAAGGACUCCAGUAUCUAGCUUCUCGAUACGAUUUCAUUGAUUUAGAUCGUGUUGGCAUCCAUGGCUGGUCCUAUGGAGGAUACCUCUCCCUGAUGGCAUUAAUCCAGAGAUCAGAUAUCUUCAGGGUUGCUAUUGCUGGAGCCCCGGUCACUCUGUGGAUCUUCUAUGAUACAGGCUACACAGAACGUUACAUGGGUCACCCUGACCAGAAUGAACAGGGCUAUUACUUAGGAUCUGUGGCCAUGCAAGCAGAAAAGUUUCCCUCUGAACCAAAUCGUUUACUUCUCUUACAUGGAUUCUUGGAUGAGAAUGUCCAUUUUGCACACACCAGUAUAUUAUUGAGUUUUUUAGUGAGGGCUGGAAAACCAUAUGAUUUACAGAUCUAUCCUCAGGAAAGACACAGCAUAAGAGUUCCUGAAUCUGGAGAACAUUAUGAACUGCAUCUUUUGCACUACCUUCAAGAAAACCUUGGAUCACGCAUUGCUGCUCUGAAAGUGAUAUAA
Messenger RNA from Pipistrellus nathusii (Nathusius's pipistrelle), 2697 nucleotides. The record is from the annotation of a GenBank genome assembly. NCBI's taxonomy places the organism in Eukaryota, Metazoa, Chordata, Mammalia, Chiroptera, Vespertilionidae.